Molecule: messenger RNA, 6436 nt
Organism: Castor canadensis (American beaver)
Lineage: Eukaryota; Metazoa; Chordata; Mammalia; Rodentia; Castoridae
Source: RefSeq, a predicted model, not a curated record
GUCGAGUGUUUUAAGGAACUUUAACUUCCUUCCCUUUGGCUUUUGUAACCAGAAAGCUUUCCAGAUUUUGUAAUUCUGGGAUCUCCUUUAAAUUUCUUUGCUCAAACAGAACAGACACAAAUGUAGCUAGCUAGCCUUCACUGAGAAUUCAGGUAAGACCUGGCACAGGCAAAGUAGCCGAGGGAGGUAGGCACAGGAUUAAAUAAAAAUCUCUAAUGAGGUAGUGGGGCUGAAGGGGUAUUUCUUUUCCUCCUGAUUGCUAAAUUACAUUUUAGGAGCCAUAUAUAAAACUGAAGGGUGUUCACUGUCUCUGAGGUACACAGGAUGACGAGUGCAAUGUCUGGGAGCACAGACUUGGAGGUUAAGUCAGGCCAAGAUGCACACCCUGACAACGUGGCUCCCUGGCAGUGUGAUCUUGAGCCAGUUCUUUCUCCUUGUCUUCUUUUUUCAAGGGUAAUGAUACUAGGACCCAGAACCACAUCAGAGGACAUUGAAGAAGAGCACUGAUGAGUAUGAAAGUAUAGAAUACACCAGCUUCCUAUGUCCUGUAGCAAGAGAGAGCCAGGCACCACCCAGGCAUGCGUGCUAAAGUCCAUACCUCUCUGUUAUCAGAUCUGCUCUGUUUAGCAACAUACUUGCAACCCAUUUUUGCUCUUUUACUUUCUAACUUGGUAAUUUUCCAAAUUAUGCUCAAGCACCCUCCAUCUGCCCAAAGGUGCCAGAGUCAUGCCUGUGAGCUCCAAGUCCCUCCUGAUGUCCUGCGAGGCUUCAGCACUCUUAUACCCAAGGGCCGCCCUGCUGCACUCCAAGGGCCCACUGGCCCUACCCCCUGAGCCCUCUGCAUAGCACCACCACCAGAACAGUUCACCUGUAGCCCUGAGGAAGACCUGCGGCCAGCCUCACCAGGGACUCAGACCAGCUUCUGAUCUGGAUUGGCCUUGACUGGAGGCACCCUGUCUGCUUUUCACCUUCUAGAAACAUUUCGUGAACCAGGGGCCUGAAGCCUGCACACCUGGGCCUCCAUGACCUCAGCUUUCAGAACACGGUCCUUCUGAUCCACCUGGGCUUAUUCGGAAUACCUACUUCUCUAGCAGCUAGUGCUGGUGGCCUGCUAGUGGAAGAUGGCAGUCCUGCGGCAGCUGGUACUCCUGCUGUGGAAGAACUACACUCUGCAGAAGCGGAAGGUUCUAGUGACAGUCCUGGAACUCCUCCUGCCCCUACUGUUUUCUGGGAUCCUGAUUUGGCUUCGCUUGAAGAUUCAAUCAGAAAACGUGCCCAAUGCCACUGUGUACUACAACCAGUCCAUCCAGAAACUGCCCCUGUUCUUCACUUUAUCCCUACCAGGGAACAGCUGGGAGCUCGCCUACAUCCCUUCCCAUAGUGAGGCUGCCAGGACCAUCACUGAGACAGUGAAGAGGGUGCUAGGGAUCAACAUGAGAGUGCGUGGCUUUCCCUCUGAGAAGGACUUUGAGGACUACAUUCGGUACGACAACCGCUCCUCCAAUGUGCUGGCAGCCAUGGUGUUCGAGAAUGUUGGCAACCACAGCAAGGACCCACUGCCGCUGGCGGUGAAAUAUCACCUACGCUUCAGUUACACACGAAGAAAUUACCUGUGGCCCCAAAUGGGCAACUUUUUCCUGAAAGAAACAGAGGGCUGGCAUACCACUUCCCUUUUUCCGCUUUUCCCAAACCCAGGACCGAGGGAACCUACGUCCCCUGAUGGUGGGGAACCAGGGUAUAUCCGCGAAGGCUUCCUGGCAAUGCAGCAUGCCGUGGACAAAGCCAUCAUGUACUAUCAUGCCAACACCUCCACGUACCAGCUGUUCCAGAAGCUCACGGUGGUGGCAAAGAGAUUCCCAUUCCCACCGUUCAUCUCUGACCCCUUCCUUGCGGCCAUCCAGUACCAGCUUCCCCUGCUGCUCAUGCUGAGCCUCACCUACACUUCCCUUACCAUCAUCCGGGCUGUGGUGCAGGAGAAAGAGAGAAAACUAAAGGAGUAUAUGCGCAUGAUGGGACUCAGCAACUGGCUACACUGGACUGCUUGGUUCCUCAUGUUCUUCCUCUUCCUCCUCAUUGCCGUCUCUUUCAUGACCCUGCUCCUCUGUAUCAAGGUGAAGAAGGAAGUAGCAGUGCUUUCCAGCAGUGACCCCUCCCUGGUGCUGGUCUUCCUGCUGUGUUUUGCCAUCUCCUCCAUCUCCUUUAGCUUCAUGGUCAGCACCUUCUUCAGUAAAGCUAACAUGGCGGCAGCAGUGGGUGGCUUCCUGUACUUCUUUACCUACAUCCCCUACUUCUUUGUGGCACCUUGGUACAACUGGAUGACACUGAGCCAGAAGCUCUUAUCCUGUCUUCUGUCCAAUGUUGCCAUGGCAAUGGGAGCCCAGCUUAUAGGAAAAUUUGAAGCCAAAGGCAUGGGCAUCCAGUGGCGAGACCUCCUGAGUCCUGUCAAUGUGGAUGACGACUUCUGCUUUGGGCAAGUGCUGGGAAUGCUGCUGCUGGACUCUGUGCUCUACGGCUUAGUGACCUGGUACGUGGAGGCUGUCUUCCCAGGCCAAUUUGGCAUGCCCCAGCCCUGCUACUUCUUCCUCAUGCCCUCCUACUGGUGUGGAAACUCCAGGAUGGUUGUUGGGAAAGAGGAGGAAGACAGUGAUCCCGAAAAAGCACUCAGAACUGAGUACUUUGAAGCUGAGCCAGAAGGCCUGGUGGCUGGGAUCAAGAUCAAACAUCUAUCCAAGGUGUUCCAAGUGGGAAAUAAGGACAAGGCAGCAGUCAGAGACUUGAACCUGAACCUGUAUGAAGGGCAGAUCACUGUUCUGCUGGGCCACAAUGGUGCAGGGAAGACCACCACCCUUUCUAUGCUCACAGGUCUCUUUCCCCCCACCAGUGGACGAGUGUAUAUUAGUGGGUAUGAAAUUUCUCAAGACAUGGCUCAAAUCCGGAAGAGUUUAGGCCUGUGCCCCCAGCAUGAUGUCCUGUUUGACAACUUGACAGUAGCAGAACAUCUUUACUUCUAUGCACAGCUAAAAGGCCUGUCCGCCCAGAAGUGCCCUGAAGAAGUCAAGCACAUGCUGCACCUCCUCAGUCUGGAGGACAAGCGGGGCUCAAGGAGCAAGUUCCUGAGCGAGGGGAUGAAGCGCAAGCUCUCCAUCGGCAUUGCCCUCAUAGCAGGCUCUAAGUUGCUGAUUCUGGAUGAGCCCACCUCAGGCAUGGACGCCAUCUCCAGGAGGGCCAUCUGGGACCUUCUUCAGCAGCAGAAGAGUGACCGCACCAUCCUGCUGACCACACACUUCAUGGACGAGGCCGACCUGCUUGGGGACCGCAUUGCCAUCAUGGCCAAGGGGGAGCUGCAGUGCUGCGGGUCAUCACUGUUCCUCAAGCAGAAAUAUGGUGCUGGCUACCACAUGACACUGGUAAAGGAGCCACACUGCAAUCCUGAAGGUAUCUCCCAACUGGUGCAACACCACAUCCCCAACGCCACACUGGAGAGCCACGCUGGGGCUGAGCUGUCCUUUAUUCUUCCCAAGGAGAGUACUCACAGGUUUGAAAGUCUUUUUUCCAAACUGGAAAAGAAGCAGAAGGAAUUGGGCAUCGCCAGCUUCGGGGCCUCGGUCACCACUAUGGAGGAGGUGUUCCUUCGGGUUGGUAAGCUCGUGGACAGCAGCAUGGACAUCCAAGCCAUCCAGCUCCCUGCUCUGCAGUACCAGCAUGAGAGGCGGGCAAGCGACUGGGCUGUGGACAGCAACCUGUGUGGGGUGAUGGACCCAACUGACGGCAUCGGUGCCCUCAUUGAGGAGGAGCACACCAUGGUGAAGCUCAACACUGGGCUUGCCCUCCACUGCCAGCAGUUCUGGGCCAUGUUCCUAAAGAAGGCUGCAUACAGCUGGCGGGAGUGGAAGAUGGUGGUGGCCCAGGUCCUGGUCCCUCUGACCUGCGUCACCCUGGCCCUCCUGGCUAUCAACUACUCCUCGGAGGUCUUCGAUGACCCCCUCCUGAAGCUGAGCCUGGACGAGUACGGCAGAACGGUUGUGCCCUUCUCAAUCCCGGGCACCUCUUGGUUGGAUCACCAGCUGUCAGAGCACUUGAGAGACAUGCUGGAGGCCAAGGGGCAGGAGCCCCGCGAGGUGCUGGGUGACCUGGAGGAGUUCCUGGUUUUCAGGGCCUCAGUGGAGGGAGGCGGCUUUAACGAGCGGUGCCUGGUGGCGAUGUCCUUCAGAGACACGGGAGAGCAGAUGAUGGUGACUGCCCUGUUCAACAACCAGGCGUACCACUCCCCGGCUACUGCCCUGGCCAUUGUGGACAACCUUUUAUUCAAGCUACUAUGUGGCCCGAGGGCCUCCAUUGAGGUUUCCAACUAUCCCCAGCCCCGGAAUGCCCUGCAGACCGCCAAGGAUGAGUUCAGCCAGGGCCGAAAGGGAUUUGACAUCUCCCUCAAUUUGCUCUUCGCCAUGGCAUUUCUGGCCAGCACAUUUUCCAUCUUGGCAGUCAGUGAGAGGGCCGUCCAGGCCAAGCACGUCCAGUUUGUGAGUGGUGUCCAUGUGGCUACUUUCUGGCUCUCCGCUCUGCUGUGGGACCUCAUCUCUUUCCUCGUCCCUGCUCUGCUGCUGCUGGUGGUGUUUCGAGCCUUCGAUGUGCGUGCCUUCACUCAGGACGGCCACGCGGCCGACAUGCUGCUGCUGCUAAUGCUGUAUGGCUGGGCCAUCAUCCCCCUCAUGUACCUCAUGAGUUUCUUCUUCCUGGGCGCGUCCACGGCCUACACCAGGCUGACCAUAUUCAACAUCCUGUCGGGCAUCACCACCUUCCUCAUGGUCACUGUCAUGCGCAUCCCAGCGGUCAAGUUAGAAGAACUUUCCAGAACCCUGGACCGUGUGUUCCUGGUGCUGCCCAAUCACUGCCUAGGGAGGGCGGUCAGCAGCUUCUAUGAGAACUAUGAGACACGCCGGUAUUGCACAUCCUCAGAGGUUGCCACCCAGUACUGCAAGAAGUACAACAUCCAAUACCAGGAGAAUUUCUAUGCCUGGAGCACCCCAGGGGUUGGCAGGUUUGUGACCUCCAUGGCUGCAUCAGGGUGCAUCUACCUCACCCUGCUCUUCUUCAUUGAGACCAACCUGCUGUGGAGACUGAGGACCUUCAUCUGUGCCUUCCAGAGGAGGUGGACACUGGCAGAAUUGCACAGCCGGACAUCAGUGCUUCCUGAAGACCAAGAUGUGGCAGAUGAGAGGAACCGAGUCAUGGCCCCCAGCCUGGACUCCCUGCUUGACACGCCCCUGAUCAUCAAGGAGCUCUCUAAGGUGUAUGACCAGCGGGCACCGCUCCUCGCCGUGGACAGGAUCUCCCUCGCCGUCCAGAAAGGGGAGUGUUUUGGCCUGCUAGGUUUCAAUGGAGCAGGGAAAACCACCACCUUCAAAAUGCUGACAGGGGAGGAGACCAUCACCUCAGGGGAUGCCUUUGUUGAGGGAUACAGCAUCAGCUCUGACAUCAAGAAGGUACGGCAGAGGGUGGGGUACUGCCCCCAGUUUGAUGCCCUGCUAGACCAUAUGACAGGCCGGGAGAUGCUGGUCAUGUACGCACGACUUCGAGGCAUCCCUGAGCGCCUCAUUGGUGCCUGUGUGGAGAACACACUGCGGGGCCUGCUCCUGGAGCCACAUGCCAACAAACUGGUCAGGACAUACAGCGGUGGUAACAAGCGCAAGCUGAGCACUGCCAUUGCCCUCAUUGGAGAGCCUGCGGUCAUCUUCCUGGAUGAGCCAUCCACUGGCAUGGACCCCGUGGCCCGGCGCCUGCUCUGGGACACUGUGGCCCGGGCCCGUGAGUCUGGCAAGGCCAUUGUCAUCACCUCCCAUAGCAUGGAGGAGUGUGAGGCCCUGUGCACCCGGCUGGCCAUCAUGGUACAGGGUCAGUUCAAGUGCCUGGGCAGCCCGCAGCACCUCAAGAGCAAGUUCGGCAGUGGCUACUCCCUGCAGGCCAAGGUCCACAGAGAAGGGCAGCAAGAGGCGCUGCAGGAGUUCAAGGCAUUUGUGGACCUGACUUUCCCAGGCAGCAUCCUAGAAGAUGAGCACCAAGGCAUGGUCCAUUACCACCUGCCUGGCCGUGACCUCAGCUGGGCAAAGGUUUUUGGUAUCCUAGAGAAAGCCAAGGAGAAGUACGGAGUGGACGACUACUCAGUGAGCCAGAUCUCACUGGAGCAAGUCUUCCUGAGUUUCGCCCACCUGCAGCCCCCCACCUUGGAGGAGGGGCAGUGAGGAACCUUCUGCUGCCUCGAGCACCAGGCAGGGACAGGAUGAGCUGAUGUGCAGUUGUGCAUCCUCUCCCUCUGCGUUUCUCUUAUCCUUUAUUUUUCAUCACUCUUUUCUAUGGACAUGAAAAAGUCAAGGUGAUAUGCAUAGAAUGGACCCAGUGUGUCAGUGCCCUACUGCGGGAAUCAGCAUGCAGAUUUCCACUC